CUCACGCAACCCUCACGAUGGGCGAGCCAUUUACUGGACAAUACGUAUAUAGCCCGCCACCGCGCCCGCGCUUUCUCCCCAUAUCGACCUCGUGAACGUAAAAAGGACGUGCAAAUAUCCGUCCAGCGAAGAUGAAUAACGACAGGGCGACCAGUAUAUAUCCUCAGGCCCAGCAUGCGCGAAGGGCUUCCACCUACCGGUAUUCGGCCGCGAUGACUCCUAACCCGCUGGGGGACGCGACGACGACGGUCCAUAUCUCGAACUUGCACUGCAGCAGCUGCGUGGACGCGAUCCAGGAAUGCCUCUCCGUGCUCGAUCCCCCGCCGCUCUCUGUCGAGGUGUCGAUCGUGCUGCAGACCGUGCGGGUCUAUCAUCACCAGGCUCUCUCCCCAACGACUAUCGCGCAGGCCAUUGAGGACGCGGGCUUUGACGUUGUCGAUGCAGACCCGGGCCCCUCGAGGCUGUCUGCUACCGAGCGCCACCGUCGGCACCUGGAGGAAUGCUCGCAGUGCAAGCGCGAGGCGGCGGGCACUGCGUCGUCGAGCUCUGGUCUCCUGUCUUCGGAGGGGAGCGUCGAGAAGGAUUCCCCUCCAUCACAGACGAAUGACGAUGCAGAAGGGCCGUUCAAGGUCACCCUCUCUGUCGGCGGCAUGACCUGCGCGUCGUGCACGAACGCGGUCACGGGUGCCGUCUCGCCUAUCAAGGGCGUCGAGAAGGUAGCGGUCAGCCUACUGGACGGUGCUGCCACCGUCCUGGUAGACACUCGCGAGCGCGCCAACGAAGUGCAGGAGGCUAUCGACGACUGCGGAUUCGAGGCGACCGUCGUAUCUGUCGAGCCUCUGAAGACCGAGGCAGCGGUCAAGACCGAGUGGCGCACUGUGUCGCUCCGUGUUGACGGCAUGUACUGCCGUCAUUGCCCUGGAAAAAUCAUGGCUGCACUCAAGACUCUACCCCAGGUUAUAGUCGAAAAGCCCAUCGAAUCAAUUGAAGACCCCGUCCUAACCGUGCGCUACGAACCCCGAUCCCCCUCGCUCACCAUCCGCACCAUCAUUUCCGCCCUCGCCUCCGCCAACGACCCGCCUUUCACCGUCUCCAUCCACAAGCCCCCCAGCGUCGAGCAGCUCUCCCGCCGCAUGCAGCUCCGCGAGAAGCGCGCCCUCCUCCUCCGCCUCAUCGUCGCCGUCAUCGUCGCCAUCCCGACCUUCAUUCUCGGCAUCGUGUACAUGUCGCUCGUGCCCUCGUCCUCGCACACGAAGAUGUUCCUCAUGGAGCCGAUGUGGGCGGGAGAUACGGCGCGGGUGACCUGGGCAUUGUUCUUCCUGGCGACCCCUGUCAUGUUCUACAGCGCCAGUCUCUUUCACCGUCGCAGCUUUAAGGAGCUCCGGGCGUUGUGGCGGCCGGGUAGUCCGACGCCGUUGUGGAAGCGCUUCGUACGCUUUGGGAGUAUGAAUCUGCUGGUCUCGAUGGGCGUCAGUGUCGCAUACUUUGCCUCCAUCGUUCUCCUGGGCCUGUCGUCCGUACAGGAGAGGAACGAGGAUGGGAUGGGCGAUAGGACGACCUACUUCGACUCUGUGGUUUUCCUGACCAUGUUCUUGCUAGCCGGCCGAUACCUGGAGUCGUAUUCCAAGGCCAGAACUGCAGACGCAGUGAACGCUUUGGCCUCCCUUCGUCCUUCUAAGGCUCUCCUACUCGUACCCCGCAGCGCCAAAUCGAACACCUCGCACUCAUCUCUUGCCACCUCCGCCUGCGACCCAGAGAAGGGUAACCUGGAAUCAGAAGCCCGCACCACAGUGACACCUCCCGGCUAUAACGUCGAGCACGUACCCGUUGACCUGCUAGAGGUCGGUGACAUCGUCCGCGUGCCCAGCGGCGCCACGCCGCCUGCCGACGGCGUCGUUGUCGAUGGCCACACCAACUUCGACGAGAGCUCGCUGACGGGCGAGUCGCGGCUCAUCGGCAAAGGGCCCGGCGACCAGGUGUGGCUCGGCACGAUCAAUCGCGGCAGCGCUGUCAGCGUUCGUGUCAAUGAGGUUGGAGGAGAGACGAUGCUCGACAACAUCGUCAAGGUCGUGCGCGAAGGCCAGACGCGCCGUGCACCUCUGGAGCGUGUCGCGGACCAGAUAACGGGCUACUUCGUCCCCGUCAUCACCUUGCUCGCUGUCAUAACAUGGCUGGUGUGGCUCAUCCUCGGCUUCAGCGGCGCACUUCCCCAGGACUACCUCGAUAUCGAGGUUGGCGGUUGGACCGUCUGGUCCCUCGAAUUCGCCAUCGCCGUCUUCGUCGUCGCCUGCCCCUGCGGCAUCGGUCUCGCCGCACCGACCGCACUCCUCGUCUCCUCCGGUCUGGCGGCCAAGUUCGGCAUCCUCGCGCGCGGCGGCGGGGAGGCGUUCGAGGAGAUGUCGCGCCUCGAUGUGAUCGUGUUCGAUAAGACGGGCACGCUGACGCAGGGCGGGAGCCCGACAUUGUCGGAUGCGCACAUCGUCGAGAAUGGGGUGUGGCGCAGGGAGGUUGUGCUCGGUGUUGCGGCUGAGCUGGAGAGCUCGUCGGGGCAUCCCUUGGGGAUUGCCAUCAGGGAGUACGCGCAGAAGAAUGGCGCUGAGGCGCAGCACGCGGACGCGUUCGAAGAGGUUGCUGGUCGCGGGCUGAAGGCGCACUUCGCUUCGUUGGAUGUUGAGGCAAUUAUCGGCAAUGAGGCCUGGAUGGAGGAGCAUGGAGCUCGGAUGGGUGGCGCUACGAGGAUGAUCGAGCAGUGGAAGGGCGAGGCGAAGAGCGUGGUACUGCUUGCUAUGAAGCGAGAAGACUCGUUUGAACUGGUCGCCGCCUUUGCGGUCACGGAUCCGCUGAGGCCAGAAGCGAAGGGGGUGAUAGCAUGGCUUCAGAAGCAAGGCAUCGAGACCUGGAUGAUCUCGGGCGACAACAAGAAGACGGCUUCUGCCGUCGCCUCCCAGGUCGGCAUACCUGCCCAGAAUGUCAUCGCAGACGUCCUGCCGACGGAGAAGGCGGAUAAGAUCGAAUGGCUUCAGAGGUCUGGCCCAAGAGCAAGCAGCGCAAAGACUGGACGCGCUGUUGUGGGUAUGGUGGGAGAUGGCAUCAACGACGCCCCUGCGCUCACCGCCGCCGACGUGGGCAUCGCCGUGGCUUCGGGCAGCGACGUGGCCAUUUCGAGCGCCAGUUUCAUCCUCUUGACCUCCGAUCUGCGCAGCUUGGUCACUCUGCGCGACCUCGCGCAAACGACGAUCCGGCGGGUCAAGUUCAACUUCGCUUGGGCCCUGGUCUACAACAUCGCUGCCGUGCCCAUCGCUGCCGGCGUCAUCUACCCAGCCGGACAUGCACGACUCGACCCCGUGUGGGCGUCGCUGGCUAUGGCUUUGUCCUCCGUCUCCGUUAUUUGCAGCUCGCUACUUUUGAAGCUGUAUCGGGAGCCUCGGACGCCGAUAUCGUGAUUCAGGGCUAGCUCUCCGACGGCUCGGGUGUGGCGCGCCUGCCUGCACACCGCAAGGCGGCGCGUCAGUCAGAAUAUUUCUUAUGGCGCCGUCCAGAACGCGGAGCACUGUCUAUUCCGAUUCUAAUGUCUUACUGCGAUCGAGCUUAUGCGCCGGCUCGCUGAGGGUCGAGGUCUUCCUCUCGUCUCGAUGCCACCCUUUGUACUACAGGUCGAUGAGCUGUAUACGACUCUAUAUCAAUGUCAGUUCUAUCAUUGCAUAGGUGUAAUUGAUCACCUGUCUGCUGACGGUUCGGGUGUCAACACGGUGGUAGGAAGGCGGUGCUGCAG
This is a messenger RNA of Schizophyllum commune H4-8, 3772 nucleotides long. Its product is annotated as heavy metal translocatin. Gene Ontology annotation, molecular function: ATP hydrolysis activity; P-type divalent copper transporter activity; copper ion binding. The transcript is spliced from 10 exons. Lineage: Eukaryota; Fungi; Basidiomycota; Agaricomycetes; Agaricales; Schizophyllaceae. Gene Ontology annotation, cellular component: membrane. The record is from RefSeq and is a predicted model, not a curated record. Gene Ontology annotation, biological process: monoatomic cation transport; copper ion homeostasis. The coding region runs from base 213 to 3443 and encodes 1076 amino acids.